Messenger RNA from Aureobasidium melanogenum CBS 110374, 426 nucleotides. RefSeq lists its product as uncharacterized. NCBI's taxonomy places the organism in Eukaryota, Fungi, Ascomycota, Dothideomycetes, Dothideales, Saccotheciaceae. The coding region runs from base 1 to 426 and encodes 141 amino acids. The transcript has 2 exons. The record is from RefSeq and is a predicted model, not a curated record.
AUGUUUUGCCUACGGACAUGGCUUCCAGUCCUUUUCUUCAUUUCGAAUGUGCCGCCCCUCUACCUGGUACUCUUCAUUUCGGCCAUGUACUAUCUCAACCGACCAUGCGUAUACUGCUCGCUGCUCCUGACUGUUCUCGUCAUCUCCGUCUACGACUUCCACAAUAAUUGGUUCGAGCCGCAGCCCGACUCGUCGUCGGCGCAUACCGGAAACUCUACAACCACCGCUCUUGGAGACAACGUCGCAGUAGCCUCAUCGGUCAUUCAAUCGGCAGCAGCAUCGAUUGCGCAUUCAGUUACCGACGGUUUCUCCAAGAAGACAGGACUCGAUAUACAACCGCAGAUCAGCGUGGCCGAAUGGUUGAAAGAGAUGUUUGGAAAGAAAGAGUGGCGCAUACCAUGCAUCGACGUUGCCGUAAGGCUCUAG